ACUAAAGGUAACCUUAUAAUUAUCUUUCAGUCCAGCAAGUAGAAAUAUUUUAAAAAUUAUGAAUUUUUUACCUAUUAGACGGCUUUUUGUUGCUGCAGAACAAAUUUUAGUCAGAUCGUACGGCUCGAAAACAGUACAGAAUGUUUCUUCAAAUGAGCCCGACUUUGAUAUGGAAAAUCCCUUCGAAAAAGAACAACACAAAUGCAUUUUAUGUAAACACAACAUAACAGUGGAUUAUAAGAACGUUAAGUUACUAUCGCAGUUUCAAUCACCGUACACUGGAAGAAUAUACGGAAGUCACAUAACUGGCUUAUGCAAGAAACAACAAACUAUUGUCGAAGCUGAAAUUAUAAAAGCACAAAGUGCAGGUCUUAUGGCUACGUAUCUUAAAGAGACAUGUUAUCUAGAUGAUCCUAAAUUAUUUGAUGUAGAGAACCCUAUUAGGCCUCAUAAAUAUUAAGUAUACCAAAAUCCAAACAAAAGAAAUAUGAGUGGUUUUGACAUAGAAUUAAUAUUUAAUAAGAAAAAAUUAUAUUUCUUAUAGCAAGUUUCAGAUAAAUAGAUAUAAAUCACACCCAGAGGGUAAAUAAAUACAAGAUCAACGUCCAUCACCAUGUAUAUGACAUUUAUUUUUGAUUAUAAGGUGGAUGUGCAGAAAACAAUAAUAUAAUUGUAAAUAAAUGUUUUAUUGAAACAUA
This is a messenger RNA of Sitophilus oryzae (rice weevil), 698 nucleotides long. RefSeq names its product 28S ribosomal protein S18c, mitochondrial (gene mRpS18C). The coding region runs from base 59 to 460 and encodes 133 amino acids. Gene Ontology annotation, molecular function: structural constituent of ribosome; small ribosomal subunit rRNA binding. NCBI's taxonomy places the organism in Eukaryota, Metazoa, Arthropoda, Insecta, Coleoptera, Curculionidae. The record is from RefSeq and is a predicted model, not a curated record. Gene Ontology annotation, biological process: mitochondrial translation. Gene Ontology annotation, cellular component: mitochondrial small ribosomal subunit; ribosome. The transcript is spliced from 2 exons.